AUGAAUUUACAGGGUGGAUCGCCGACUGACGCCUCUUCCCCAGUUUCAACUCUAUCUUAGAGCUGUGUAGACUAGUAAGUCCACACGUUUGUUGAGAAGAGGUGUCCUCUGCUGUAGAAGCUGUAAGAAACACAAACAACCAGGAGAGCAGCUUAUUUUAACAAGACUAGUUGACCGACUCGGUGAAGAAGGCGCAACAGUUAUCCGAAGAAGAAAAAACAAAACAGAAAAAUGGACGAAAAGGCGUUUACGAAAGAGCUCGAUCAGUGGAUUGAGCAGCUCAACGAAUGUAAGCAGCUGUCAGAGGGACAAGUGAAGACKCUGUGUGAAAAGGCAAAGGAAAUCCUGACAAAAGAGUCAAACGUCCAGGAGGUGAGAUGUCCGGUGACCGUGUGCGGCGACGUGCACGGCCAGUUCCACGACCUCAUGGAGCUGUUCAAGAUCGGAGGGAAGUCUCCAGACACAAACUACUUGUUCAUGGGCGAUUAUGUGGACAGAGGGUACUACUCUGUAGAAACCGUCACUUUACUUGUAGCUCUUAAGGUUCGCUUCCGGGAGCGCAUCACAAUCCUCAGAGGGAACCACGAGAGCAGGCAGAUCACACAAGUCUACGGUUUCUACGAUGAGUGCUUAAGGAAAUAUGGGAAUGCCAACGUUUGGAAGUAUUUCACAGAUCUGUUCGAUUACCUCCCUCUCACUGCCCUGGUAGACUCUCAGAUUUUCUGCCUUCACGGGGGCUUGUCGCCGUCUAUAGACACACUGGAUCACAUCAGAGCGCUGGACCGUUUACAGGAAGUACCGCACGAGGGUCCCAUGUGCGACCUGCUGUGGUCGGACCCCGACGACCGCGGCGGCUGGGGCAUCUCUCCUCGAGGAGCCGGGUACACGUUCGGUCAGGACAUCUCUGAGACUUUCAACCACGCCAACCGCCUCACACUGGUGUCUCGAGCCCACCAGCUUGUUAUGGAGGGAUACAACUGGUGCCAUGAGAGGAAUGUGGUGACCAUUUUCAGUGCCCCGAACUACUGCUAUCGGUGUGGCAACCAGGCGGCCAUCAUGGAGCUCGACGACACCCUCAAAUACUCCUUCUUACAGUUUGAUCCCGCCCCCCGCAGAGGAGAGCCUCACGUAACCCGCCGCACCCCGGACUACUUCUUGUAAACCUUUUCUACAGUCCAGUCCAGUAUUACCAUUAUACAACUUCAAACUGACGUGAUCCAGGAAGGGGAGGUUUGCAGCAGUGUAUAUUAUUUAUUCACAUGAAAACCAAUKUAAGCAUUUUGUAAAAACAAGUCUAUAAAUGGACCAAAAAGUGUGUGCCAUAACCAUUAUAAUAUUUAUUGCUGAGGGCUUUUAUUUGUAAUCCCCCUGUUCAACUAUAUAAACAGAUUUUGAUGCUUAAAUUCCUCAUUUUGUACAUAUGUAGCUGGGAUGAUGGCUCCCAACUUCACAGCAGAUUUUGGUAAUAAUAAAUGCAGCUCCAACCUCCAAACACCAUGGAUUUUAUUAAAGAGAUCUGAACUUGGUUUGUUUGCACUUUUGUAUGAAUAAAGAAUUGUAAAAUAUGUCAAAAGAUGAAGGAAACUUCACACUACAGGUGAUUUUUUUUGUAAAACGCUUAUAAAGUCCGAAGUUUUUGUCCUGUGUACCUUCUAAUGAAACCUGUGCACGUGCAAUGAUGCAGCUUUGGUUUAAAUGAAAGAUGAUGGAGAGUUCGUUCUCAUCAACUCACUAACUUCCUUUAAAUUUCAGACUCUGUAUAUUAACCAAACCAAUAGAAUAAUAAAGUUUAAAAUGACUUCU
Molecule: messenger RNA, 1803 nt
Organism: Austrofundulus limnaeus
Lineage: Eukaryota; Metazoa; Chordata; Actinopteri; Cyprinodontiformes; Rivulidae
Gene: ppp2cab
Product: protein phosphatase 2 catalytic subunit alpha b
Molecular function (GO): protein serine/threonine phosphatase activity
Source: RefSeq, a predicted model, not a curated record